CAGACCACAGCAGUCCCUCCCAGGCACCACCAGUUCUGAGGACACAAGCCCUAUAGAUGGAGUUUUCUUCACACCCCAAAGAAGCUGCAGGAAACUAACCCUCGUGAGAUAGGAACCAAUGCAGGGUCAGUCCCCACAGCCAGGAAAGGAAAACUAGCACCGGGCUGGCAUUCCUGGGAAGCCCCCACCUUCGGCCUGACUUGUGACAGGGAAGCCACAGUGAGGAGGAACAGGGAUGAUUACCACAGUCCUAGGUGCUGGCUUCCUUACAGUGGGUGGGGAGUGGGCGUUCCUGCCAGGCCAGCCUGGCUUCCAGGGUUCCAGGGGCCCCGUUCCCCCCAGUCCAGUUCCCACUCCCGGCUGCCUGGCUUUAUGACUUCACAUGCUGAAGUCACGUGGAGAUAAUGCUGAGCAUUCCACAAGUCCAGGCCAGCCCAGCCAGACGGCUCCCCACACUGUAAAUGAGGACAAUGCCUGCUGGCCCACGUGGGAAAGGGAUGUAGAGGGCAGUGGCGCCGGCCACUCCUGGCACCAUGGACGAUGCCGCGGUCCUAAGGAAAAAGGGUUACAUCGUGGGUAUCAAUCUUGGCAAGGGCUCCUACGCAAAAGUCAAAUCAGCCUACUCUGAGCGCCUCAAGUUCAAUGUGGCGGUCAAGAUCAUUGACCGCAAGAAAACGCCCUCCGACUUUGUGGAGAGAUUCCUCCCUCGGGAGAUGGACAUCCUGGCAACUGUCAAUCACCGCUCCAUCAUAAAGACCUAUGAGAUCUUCGAGACCUCGGAUGGGCGCAUCUACAUCGUCAUGGAGCUCGGGGUUCAGGGCGACCUCCUUGAGUUCAUCAAGUGCCGGGGAGCCCUGCAUGAGGAUGUGGCACGCAAGAUGUUUCGCCAGCUCUCCUCAGCCGUCAAGUACUGCCACGACCUGGACGUUGUCCACAGAGAUCUCAAGUGCGAGAACCUUCUCCUUGACAAGGAUUUCAACAUCAAGUUGUCCGACUUCGGCUUCUCAAAGCGCUGCCUGCGGGACUGCAGUGGGCGCAUCAUCCUCAGCAAGACCUUCUGCGGGUCGGCGGCAUACGCAGCCCCCGAGGUCCUGCAGGGCAUCCCCUACCAGCCCAAGGUCUAUGACAUCUGGAGCCUGGGCGUGAUCCUCUACAUCAUGGUCUGUGGCUCCAUGCCCUACGACGACUCUGACAUCAAGAAGAUGCUGCGCAUCCAGAAGGAGCACCGCGUGGACUUCCCGCGCUCCAAGAACCUGACGAGCGAGUGCAAGGACCUCAUCUACCGCAUCCUGCAGCCCGAUGUCAACCGGCGGCUGCAGAUCGACGAGAUCCUCAGCCAUUCGUGGCUGCAGCCCCCCAAGCCCAAAGCCAUGUCUUCUGCCUCCUUCAAGAGGGAGGGUGAGGGCAAGUAUCGGGCCGAGUGCAAACUAGACACCCGGCCAGGCUCAUGCCCCGAACACCGGCCUGAGCAUCGGCCUGAUCACAAGCUGGGGACCAAAACCCAGCACCGGCUGCACGUGGUGCCCGAGAACGAGGACAAGAUGGAGGACAGGCUGGCCGAGACCUCCAGGGCCAGGGACCACCACGUCUCCGGAGUUGAGGUGGGGAAGGCAGCAGGUACCUAGGCGCGGGGGCGGAGGGUGGCGCGCGGUGGCACCCAAGUAAACUAGGCAGGUAGGAGCUGAAGAAGGCACAGGUGCAAGGAACAAGUAAAAUCUGUCAAUUAAACCACUAUUUUGAUUAC
Messenger RNA from Miniopterus natalensis, 1744 nucleotides. It is a transcript of the gene TSSK2, whose product is annotated as testis specific serine kinase 2. Gene Ontology annotation, cellular component: cytoplasm. Lineage: Eukaryota; Metazoa; Chordata; Mammalia; Chiroptera; Miniopteridae. The record is from RefSeq and is a predicted model, not a curated record. Gene Ontology annotation, molecular function: ATP binding; tau-protein kinase activity. Gene Ontology annotation, biological process: intracellular signal transduction; protein phosphorylation; microtubule cytoskeleton organization.